AUGGCGCCUGUCAGCUUACUCGACUGCCCGGACGAGCUCAUCGACCAUAUCGUCGAGCGCCUCCCGGGAAGUGCCAUCAAGGCUGUCCGCAAAAGCUGCAGGCGACUGAACCGAAUCGCGUCGCCAUGCCUUUUCCCUGUCUUGUAUCUCUCCUGCCACCAGCUUGAUCUCAACGUCUUUGAGAUGGUUUCAGAAAACCCUCUUCUCAUCGGUGGCGUUCGCGAACUGGUCAUCGACGACACCACCGUCCCUCUUCCGGACACCAUACCCGACUGGCGCAGCUACCAGAGAAUAGUCACCCUUCCCGAACACCCAGAGGGCCGACGUUCUCAUCUUCAGCUGUACCCCGGUGACACUCUCGAUCUUUAUUACAUGAGAGACGAACCCUCGAAAGUAGUCCCUACCAGAGAGGGAUGGGAACUCUUCAGAAUGACCGCCAUGUGGCAUCACGACAACCGCCUGGCUCACGCUGACGUCAAAGCACUGAAGGAAGCACUUCCCCAUUUCAAGAAACUCGAGCGCCUUGUUGUCUCCAACCGAAAUGCCAUCGAUGACUUCUCUGAGGGCGCCCAGAGUCGCGUUUCAGCAAGCCCUGUGGUGCGGAAGUGGAGGCGGUUUCAAGCGGAACACGGCCAGAUUGCUCCUCUUGCCCCGAGAUGCGAUUGGUAG
This is a messenger RNA of Fusarium verticillioides 7600, 669 nucleotides long. RefSeq lists its product as hypothetical. The record is from RefSeq and is a predicted model, not a curated record. Lineage: Eukaryota; Fungi; Ascomycota; Sordariomycetes; Hypocreales; Nectriaceae. The transcript has a single exon. Bases 1 to 669 code for a protein of 222 amino acids.